Bacidia gigantensis is the source of this 1581-nucleotide messenger RNA. RefSeq lists its product as uncharacterized. Bases 1 to 1581 code for a protein of 526 amino acids. Lineage: Eukaryota; Fungi; Ascomycota; Lecanoromycetes; Lecanorales; Ramalinaceae. Gene Ontology annotation, molecular function: heme binding; iron ion binding; oxidoreductase activity, acting on paired donors, with incorporation or reduction of molecular oxygen. The record is from RefSeq and is a predicted model, not a curated record. The transcript is spliced from 2 exons.
AUGGCCAUCCUAGGUGUUGACCUAAGCGGCACACUCCCCAUGCUUCUGACGAUAAGUUUCGCAUCACUGCUUUUGCUUUUUGUCUACCAGCUUGUUUACAACCUCUACUUUCAUGAAUUUGCCAACGUCCCGGGACCGAAGUUUUGGGCUGCCACACGACUAAGGUUUAUCAUGUCGCUCGCCAGUGGCCAGAUAUCGCACGACGUCAAGAGGAUUCACGAGAAGUAUGGGACGAUCGUUCGCUUGGCACCAGAUGAAAUCUCUUUUGCGAAGGAAGAAGCAUGGAAUGAGGUUCUUGGUGUCCGGCCAGGCUACAAUCAGUGCCUGAAAGAUAUGGUUUACUUCACGCCCCCGCCGUAUAUGCCCCAUAAUGUCGUUGGUACACCAGUGAUAGAAGAUCACGCUCGUAUGCGACGGGCGCUCAACCAUUCAUUUACUCCAGCAGCCUUGAAAGGCCAGGAACCGAUUGUUGAGUCUUACGUCCAUUUGUUGGUUUCACAGCUAGUGGAGAAGGCAGAGUUAUCGGGAUCAGAGAGAAUGGAGGUCACCACCGACGUAGUGGACCGAUUCAAUUACACGACUGUUGACAUCAUUGGUGACCUGGUAUUGGGUGAAUCUUUUGACUGCCUCAAAAAUAAUGCCUUACAUCCUUGGAUCACUCUGAUAUUCUCAUUUGUCAAGGCCGCAAUAUUCGCGGCCGCCCCCCGCUUCUACCCAUGGUUCUCGUUUCUUGUUGAAACAUUCCUCGUCCCCAAGAGUCUACUCAAAUUUGCAGAGAAUCACUAUCAAGAAGCCGUCGCGAAGAUCCACCGGCGGAUGAGCAUCGAGAAACAACGAGCUGACCUAAUGACGCCUUUACUGAAACAAGGCAUCCUCCCGGAAAAUCAAGCAGGGAAAGGAAUGACCCUUGGUGAGAUCGAGGCAUCAUUUUUCAUGUUAGUGGUGGCAGGCAGCGAAACGAUAGCGACGACAAUGACCGGCCUCACUACCUACUUCCUCCGCGAACACCGAGUUGUGGAAUUAUUAGCGUCAGAAGUUCGCUCCACUUUCUCCUCGCCAUCCGAAAUAACCAUUGCUGCACUCAAUGAUCUGCCAUAUCUCAACGCCGUCAUCCACGAAGCCCUCCGCUUAUGCAACCCCAUCCCCUCGGGCCUACCUCGCGUUGCCCCGAAAGGCGGUACAACAGUCUGCGGUCUUCAUCUUCCUGCCGGCACUCAUGUCAGUGUCUCUCCUGCAGCAAUCUACAGAUCUUCAUCUCUGUUCCAUAAGCCGGAAGAAUUCAUUCCAGAACGAUGGUUCCCAGAAGCAACCCGCCCAGCCGAACACAUCAACGAUCACCUCAGCGCCGUUCGUACCUUCGGCCAUGGCCCUAGAAGCUGUAUUGGGAAGCAACUGGCGAUGGGUGAGAUGAGACUUAUUCUUGCGAAGCUGGUAUGGCAUUUCGACUUUUUGGCACCCGAGGAACAUGGCUCGAUCCUGGAUUGGCAGACACUGAAAGUGUUCCUCACGAUUGAGAAAGAGCCUGUCUGGGUCAAACUAAGACUGAGGAACGAGAUCACAGUGAGGAAAGGGUCAUUUUAA